AUGAUACUUUCAAUAGCAGACGAGGGAAAAAGGUACAAAAACAAGGAGGACAUACAGGCACUCACAAAAAAAAUAAGCGAUGAAAUACAAAUAAUAAACUUAACAGGCAACGUGUUCCAUUCUCCUGCGCUAAAAGAGCUGUUCAAAGAGCUCAAAAAAAUUACAAAAUUAGAACGACUCAUCGCCUCAAAAAUUUUUAGUGCUUUGCCCAGCAGUGAGCUGCUGAUCGGUUUAAGUAUCAUCGGCGAGUUUGUUGAUCCAGCGAAUUUGGUGGAAUUAGACCUGUCGGAGAAUGCUAUAAGUGCAGUUCUACCAGAACCGUUCUUUGAGUUUUUGACUAGAGCGGACAAAUUGAAAGUUUUGAGGAUGAAUAAUUGCGGACUGGGCGCAAUAGGAGGAAAAAAUUUGGCGAGAGCAUUGGAACAGGUAAAAGAUAAGAGUAACUUGGAGUACAUAGACAUAUCAAAAAAUAAGCUGGAUUACAGCGCAACAGAAAUAGGAAGGACGUUGAGUGCAUUUCCGAAUUUGAGAACGAUCAAAAUACAGUAUAAUACGAUACAGAGGGUCAAUAUGGAUGAUUUUAUCACAUCUUUUGAAUUUCACUUCUUGAAAAGCCUCGAUUUACGAGACAAUUUGAUAUCUGUGAAUGGAUGCAGAAAUUUGGGACGGUAUUUUGUGAACUGGGACACUGAAGAGUUGUUCUUGGGCGAUUGUUUGAUAGGAAACGAGGGAUUAGAGGCAUUCAUAACUGAGGCCAGCAAGAAUAUGGCGAAAAAAGCGGCACCAACAGCACAUAAAACCGCAAAUAAUCUUGUUCUUGAUUUUUCAUACAACAAUAUAUCUCAGGAAGGAGUAAAUCUUCUUGAGAGCUACUCAAAAGAUAUCAUGAUCAACAAAUUGAUGAUUUACGGCAACGAUUUCGAAGACUGUUCUGCACUAGUAGGAAAUAUUUCUGAAAAUAAAGGACGGGUGGUAUACGAAGAUCCGGAUGAAAUGGAGACUAACGAAAUUGAUGAGUCGCUUGUUGAAAAGUUUGCAAAAAUUUUAUGAUAAAUGAAUGUUGAAAAUCAAGUAGUGUUGUUCACUCUCCUCACGUG
Molecule: messenger RNA, 1097 nt
Organism: Vavraia culicis subsp. floridensis
Lineage: Eukaryota; Fungi; Microsporidia; Pleistophoridae
Exons: 1
Coding region: 1-1050 (349 amino acids)
Biological process (GO): nucleocytoplasmic transport; activation of GTPase activity
Cellular component (GO): nucleus; cytosol; perinuclear region of cytoplasm
Molecular function (GO): small GTPase binding; GTPase activator activity
Source: RefSeq, a predicted model, not a curated record